AUGAGUUUCGGAAAUGUCCAGAAUCAUUCCGAGCUGGUCCCUGGAUCGUCUCCUGCGGCCGACAACUUUCAAGAACCGUGGAAAAUUCUGGAUCCUCGAAACGACUCACGUCCCACAAACUGCCACGGCGGCUCGGAUCUAUCAAACGUGACUUUUUACGCCAACAGCAGUGACGCCGACGCUCGGAUCUUUGGCGCCGGCUGCGGCUCGCACAAAAACUGGUCUGCGUUACUGAUCCUGUUUGUGAUCGCCGUGACCGUCAUGGGGAAUAUUUUGGUGAUUUUGGCCGUUUCGUUGGAGAAAAAGCUGCAAAACGCCACAAACUACUUCCUGAUGUCGCUGGCGGUCGCCGACAUGCUGCUGGGGAUCCUGGUGAUGCCCGUCUCCAUGGUGACCAUCCUGUACGAUUACGCGUGGCCCCUCCCCUCCGUCCUCUGCCCCGUGUGGAUCUACCUGGACGUGCUCUUCUCCACGGCGUCCAUCAUGCAUCUCUGCGCCAUUUCUCUGGACCGUUACGUCGCCAUCAGGAGCCCGCUGCACCACAGCCGCUUCAACUCGCACACCAAAGCCCGCGCCAAGAUCGCCACCGUGUGGACCAUCUCCGUCGGUAUCUCCAUGCCCAUCCCGGUGCUCGGUCUCCGUGAUCACUCUAAAGUGUUUAAAGAUGGCAGCUGCCUCCUGACAGACGACAGUUUCGUGCUGGUGGGGUCGUUCGUGGCGUUCUUCGUCCCUCUGACCAUCAUGGUGGUCACGUACUUCCUGACCAUCAGCGCUCUGCAGAACGAGGCCACGCUGUGUCUGGACCGGCUCGUCCCGCGGCCCAAGUGGAGCGCGACUUUUACGCUCAGCUUUUUACCUCAAGCUUCGGUCUCGUCGGAGAAACUGUUUCGCCGAUGGUCGACCAGAGAAUCUCGACGUAACAGCGUCUCGACGCCGCCGUACGGACGCCGCACGAUGCAGUCCAUCAGCAACGAGCAGAAGGCGUCCAAGGUCCUGGGGAUCGUGUUUUUCCUGUUCGUGGUCAUGUGGUGCCCGUUCUUCAUCACAAACGUGCUGGUCGUCGUUUGCCGCUCGGAGGCGUGCGACCCCGACGUCAUGUCCGGCCUCCUGAACGUCUUCGUCUGGGUGGGAUACUUGUCGUCCGCCGUGAACCCGCUCGUCUAUACGUUAUUUAACAAAACGUACCGCGCCGCCUUUUCGCGCUACGUUCGGUGUCGUUAUCACCCGGAGAAAAAGCCGCUGCAGCUGAUCCUCGUGAACACGAUCCCGCCGUUAGCGUACAGCUCCACGCAGCUGCCGCUGGGGGACAUCAGGACGCUGCGAAACGGCGUCGGGACGUUCAGAAACGAGAGCAAAGUCUGA
Periophthalmus magnuspinnatus is the source of this 1362-nucleotide messenger RNA. RefSeq names its product 5-hydroxytryptamine (serotonin) receptor 2A, genome duplicate a (gene htr2aa). Gene Ontology annotation, molecular function: neurotransmitter receptor activity; G protein-coupled serotonin receptor activity. Gene Ontology annotation, cellular component: plasma membrane; dendrite. The record is from RefSeq and is a predicted model, not a curated record. The transcript has 3 exons. Gene Ontology annotation, biological process: chemical synaptic transmission; G protein-coupled receptor signaling pathway, coupled to cyclic nucleotide second messenger. Bases 1 to 1362 code for a protein of 453 amino acids. Lineage: Eukaryota; Metazoa; Chordata; Actinopteri; Gobiiformes; Gobiidae.